This is a messenger RNA of Fundulus heteroclitus (mummichog), 4341 nucleotides long. RefSeq lists its product as uncharacterized. The coding region runs from base 40 to 3795 and encodes 1251 amino acids. The record is from RefSeq and is a predicted model, not a curated record. NCBI's taxonomy places the organism in Eukaryota, Metazoa, Chordata, Actinopteri, Cyprinodontiformes, Fundulidae. Gene Ontology annotation, biological process: DNA integration. Gene Ontology annotation, molecular function: nucleic acid binding. The transcript is spliced from 2 exons.
AACAUAGACAAUCAACCAGUGCAGUUAAAACUCAGCACAAUGACCUCUGUUGACACAGUUGUAGCAAGUAAACUUGCUAGCAACCUGCAGGUGCGUAGCUUUGACUCUGACACCCAUGUCAAAAUAAAACAAGCCUACUCUCGUGACUUCAUCCCAGUUGACAAGUCCAGCAUUCCCACUAGAGAAACUGCACUUCAGUGGCCACACCUUAAAGGUAUAGCCAACCAGUUACAGCCACUACAAGAUUGCGAAGUGGGUUUGCUAAUCGGCUAUGACUGUCCAUCAGCACUAGCUCCCCUAGAAGUUGUUACAGGACAACUAACUGAGCCUUUUGCACAAAGAACCAUACUUGGUUGGAGUAUCAUUGGGUCUGGCAAUCCCCACUUAGACAGAGAGGGAAAUCAGAGUUAUGUGCAUCGAAUCAAAGUUAAAGAAAUGCCCACACCCACAACAGCUGAUGUGCUAAAAGUCUUAGAGUCAGACUUUAACGAAAGAAACUAUGAGGAUAAGUACGUAUCUCAGGAGGAUGUAUAUUUUUUACAGCUCCUCAGUGACACAAUAAAGCAAAGAGAUGAUGGACAUUACCAAAUGCCCCUUCCCUUUAGGGAUAAUAAGCCACCAGCCCUUCCCAACAAUAAGAGGCUAGCUACAGUUCGACUGCACCACCUAAAGAAAAGGCUAAAGGCUGACAAACAGUAUCAUGAGCAUUAUAGGGCCUUUAUGAAAGACAUUAUCAGCAGUGGUGAUGCAGAACUAGCCCCUCCUGUGACUGACGAGACUGUAUGGUACAUCCCACAUCAUGGGGUGUACCACCCUAAGAAACCGACAAAGUUAAGAGUAGUCUUUGACUGUUCUGCCAAGUUUCUUGGCGUGUCACUGAACAAUACUCUUCUCACGGGACCGGAUAUGAUUAACUCGUUGGUGGGAGUGCUCUGUCGUUUCCGAAAAGAGAAUGUGGCAAUCACCUGUGACAUUGAAAGAAUGUUUCAUCAGUUCUUCGUUUGUCCGGAAAUGCGUAACUACUUACGAUUUCUAUGGUGGCCAGAUGGACAAUUAGACACAGAGCCCAAAGAGUACAGGAUGGCUGUACAUUUGUUUGGUGCUGGAUCCUCCCCCGGAUGUGCCAAUUUUGGCCUUAAGUAUCUAGCACAGCAGAACAGAUUAGACUACGCAAAAGCCUCAGACUUUGUGGAAAAGAACUUUUACGUAGAUGAUGGGUUGACAAGUGUCCCAUCAGUCAAAGAAGCUCAAGAGCUCAUCACAGAAACACAAGCACUUUGCAAACGUGGAGGUUUACAUCUGCACAAAUUCAAUUCCAAUCAAGGUGACGCCUUGUGUCAUCUUGCACCCUCAGAAAGAGCAACCACAACAGAGUUACUCAACCUCAAACCUGAUACUAUCUGUGAAGGUCAUGUGCUUGGAAUCCAGUGGUCAAUCAAAACCGACACUUUCAAGUUUAAUGUAAACACAAAGAGCCAGCCUCCCACUCGUCGGAGUAUAUUGUCAGUGAUUUCAUCUCUUUAUGACCCACUUGGAUUUGUAGCUCCUUUUUCCUUAAGUGGUAAAAGUAUAGUACAGGAGCUCUGCCGUAGAGGCAUAGGAUGGGAUGAUCCCAUUCCUGAAAAUCUGCGCUCACGGUGGGAGGACUGGAAAAACAGUUUGGAAAAGCUCAAGUCAGUCGAAGUACCCAGAUGUUACCAUCCACCAGAACUAAAGGACAUCAUUAAAGUGGAAUUGCAUCACUUUUCUGAUGCCAGUAGCAUUGGCUAUGGGGCAUGCUCCUACAUUAGGUUCAAAAGCGAUGACAACAAAGUGCACUGUAGUCUGGUUAUGGCUAAAGCUAGAGUCGCACCUACCAAAGUUACUAGCAUCCCACGGCUAGAACUCUCAGCUGCAGUCACCUCAGCUAAAAUAAGUGUAAUGCUAAAAUCAGAGCUUGAGAUGCACAUUGAUGAGGAGUUCUUUUGGACCGACUCCCAAGUUGUUUUAGCAUAUAUCAACAACGAGGCACGAAGAUUUCAUGUCUUUGUUGCAAACCGCGUCCAGCUGAUUAGACAGAUUACAGAUCCUAAACAGUGGCACCACAUUGACACAGCUCAGAAUCCAGCAGACCAUGCUUCUAGAGGCCUUAGUGCAUCAGAGAUCAUGACAACUAGCUGGUUGUCAGGCCCAAAGUUUCUGUGGGAACAAGAGAUUUCCUACUCAACCACCCAAUCAGCUGAGGUGCUGGUGGGAGAUCCUGAAGUCAAAGUAGUCAAAACCUUUACAACUCAAACAAGCGAACAAGACAUUAUCCUCAGUCGCUUUGAAAGGUUUUCGAGUUGGUCAAUGCUCCUCAAAGUGGUGGCGAGAAUAAAAAGACUGACAAACAAAACCCAACAUGGCAAUGUUGUUACAGUGGAUGAACGCAAAAGAGCGGCUGAUACAGUAAUAAAACUCCUCCAGCAGCAAGCCUUUCCUCAGGAGCUAAGGGUGUUGAACACGAAUGAAAGCCUUCCAAGCUCUAGCCCUCUUUUCCUGCUGGAUCCCAUUCUAGAUCAUGGACUUCUCAGAGUUGGUGGAAGACUAAAAAACUCAACACUUUGUCAGGAACUGAAAUACCCGAUUAUCCUCCCAAAAGACCAUCAUAUUACAGCAUUGAUCAUUUCUCACUUUCAUGCAAAGAUUUGUCAUCAAGGCAGAAGCCAGACACUGAUGGAAAUCAGAGCAAAUGGGUUUUGGGUGAUUGGUGGGAGCAAACAAGUUGCAAAGCUAAUAAGCAAGUGCGUGCAGUGUCGAAAACUUCGUCGGCCCACAGAGGAACAACGUAUGUCAGAACUACCAAAGGAACGAGUUGAAAUCUCAGAUCCUUUCAUGCACUGUGGAAUGGACUGUUUUGGACCUUUCACCACCAGACAAGGCCGCAAAGAGUAUAAAAGGUAUGGACUCCUCUUUACAUGCCUCUCUUCACGUGCAGUCCACAUUGAGAUGUUAGAGAACCUCUCUACAGACUGUUUCAUUAACGCUCUAAGAUGCUUCAUCAGCUUAAGAGGAACUGUCAGUAAGCUGUACUGUGAUCAAGGCACAAAUUUCAUUGGGGCCAAAAAUGAGUUGAAGGAGGCUCUCAACGAAUGUGACACAAAUGCUCUGGAGGCGUUUCUUGCAGAUAAGCAAUGCGAAUUUGUAUUUAACGCCCCAUCUGCUAGCCAUGCCGGAGGUGUGUGGGAACGGCAGAUUCGAACCAUACGCAACGUUCUCAAUGCCACCAUUGCUCAAUCACAAGGCAGGUUGGAUGAUGCUUCUCUAAGAACACUAUUUUAUGAGGCAAUGUCUAUCAUCAAUGGUCGACCACUCAGUGUUGAAGGACUUAAUGACCCCAAAUCACCUGAACCUCUAACUCCUAACCAUCUGAUUUUAAUGAAAUCAAGGGUUGCUCUGCCUCCCCCUGGACAGUUUGUGAAGGAGGACUUGUAUGCAAGAAAAAGGUGGCGCAGAGUUCAAUAUCUCGCUGAACAGUUUUGGAGUAGGUGGAAAAUGGAGUACCUUCUGAACAUAUCCACAAGACAGAAAUGGCACCAGCCACGUCGAAAUCUUAAGGUCAAUGACAUUGUCAUCAUCAAGGAAGACAUGCUUCCCAGAAGCCAGUGGCAACUGGGUCGGGUUGUUGAGGCUCCAGAAGGAGAGGAUGGCUUUGUGCGCAGAGUCAAGCUUCAGGUUGGCAAUCGAAAUCCAACAAUGAAGUGGGACACAACACACAAACCUCGUGUGGUUGAGCGACCUAUUCAAAAACUUGUAGUUCUUUUAGAAAGUCACUAACAGAUCUAUGUCAGAUGCAUUGCAGCAAAGUUGGUUGUUAAUGUUAUCUGCAUCUGUUUGUAUACUACUUCCUCUAAUAUUUGUUGUUAAGCUGGAAAUCAUGUAUGACUUGUUUAUUUGUUUAGUCAUACAUGAUUUGGUGGGAGUGUAAAUGUCCGUUCUUUGUUUAUAAGUUGGAUCUAAGUUGUUACGGGUAAUGUACAGUAGGGGGCGCUGUAGCUCAGUUGGUAAUAAGGGUGCGCACAAGAGUAAGAAAGUUUCUGCUACCUCCCCGUCAGUCAGUCUCAGAGCUUAAUAUCCUAUUGGCGAGAGAACGAAAGAAAGCGCUCUUUUUAUUUUGUUAGAGAUUAAGACUGGGCGCACAUUUGUUUUGAGUGCAGCUUCAUGAGGCUCAUAAGCAGCAGUUAUGGACCUACAGCUAAACACCUUGCAGCCCUUGGACAGCGGAGCGAGUUUUCACGGUGUAAAUUCAGUAUGAAUCCAGUAAAUGAAAACAACUGCACCCGUCGAGGCUCUCCGUUUCUUCUUUGGUCUGAGGGACUGCUA